Molecule: messenger RNA, 1006 nt
Organism: Asparagus officinalis (garden asparagus)
Lineage: Eukaryota; Viridiplantae; Streptophyta; Magnoliopsida; Asparagales; Asparagaceae
Product: splicing factor 1-like
Exons: 3
Coding region: 119-691 (190 amino acids)
Source: RefSeq, a predicted model, not a curated record
GCUUGUCACAGUGUCACUUCGGGGCAAAGUAUCUGGUGGAGGUAUCUGGAGAUUUACUGCAAGUCUGGAGAAGAGCCAACGAUCCAUCUUCUUCCCCCACCACAUUCCGCCUCUCCCCAUGACGACACAAAAAUCUCUUGAAGAAACGCGUCGCCAACGACGCUCCACCACAGGGUCUGCCUUCGUCUCCUCUACACGGCAUGACAAGAACCAUCUCCCCGACAAAACUCCUUCACUGCCGCCACAAACCCCUUCUCGUCCUUUCAAUAAUCGUGGCAAGGGUGGUCGUGGGGGACGUUUUCCAGGAGGAAAAGGACGCGGUUACACUUCUGGAAAUCCCUCUCAAAACAGUCCUUCGGGUUGGACAUGGAUGCCCUUUCAACCGUGGGGACAGCCACCCACAUGGACUCCACCCCCAUGCCCAUACCCCACCACUCCAUGGACACCACCCAACAACAGCACUCCAGGUGCAGGUGUUCUCGGACCAAGACCCCAACAAGCAUUCGCUGCUCAAUCUACUCCUGCCGAAGCGCCUAACGGGCUACUUGUUCCCACUGAUAUUGCCCUUGCUAUGCAGACACUUUCUCUCCAACCCCCAGACGACAACUGGUAUAUGGAUACCGGAGCGACUUCCCAUAUGACCUCGGACCCAGGAUUAUCGGACGGGAAGACACCUUAUGAGAUGCAAUAGCACAGGCGAGUUGUACCCUCUGACCAACAACAACCGCCCUCCUUCCACGCCUCAAGCUCUUGCCGCCAUAUCCUCUUCCACCUGGCACAACCGUCUUGGCCAUCCAGGCCAUUCCACCUUCGACACGCUUCGCCGCACCGGUUUUCUUUUAUGCAAUAAUAAUAGUCCAAGUCGUUUAUGUAAUUCAUGUGAACUUGGUAAACAUAUUAAGCUUCCUUUUUCCCCUUCUACAUCUCAAACUUUCUCUCAUUUUGAUUUGAUUCAUAGUGAUUUAUGGACUUCACCGGUUAAAAGCACAAUGGGUCACGGUUAUUA